AUGGCAUUCGUGGCGCCAGAUCCCAACACGUUCUACCCAAUCCCGCCUGGCCAACUGCCCCCGGGUUUCAUCCCUCCUCCUCCUGGAACAGCCGUCCGCGGGAUUCCCAUCGUCGUCCCCCUAGGCCAUGAGAUGCUCAUCUCUCCCGAAGGGUUCCCAGUCUUUGUACCCGAGCGAGCACUCGUCCAGGUCAACGGCUCUCCCGUCGUUCUCCAACAACAGCAACAGCAACAACAGCACCAGCAGCAUAUUCAGGCGACACCUCCACCUCCAACACCGUCGGUUCCAGGUCCGCCGACGAGGAAUAAUACCAUGUCUUCACAAUUUUCAGGUGGUCCUCCUGCCACAAGCCAGUUCACACCCCCACCUCCAAUGCCUCCACUGCCAACCAUGGUCUCUCAACAACUUACAAUGCCAUACCCUGUCCCGACAGGAAAUCCUCCUCCAUUACCAGCACAACAUCAGACAAGUUAUCCAGCCCCGAACCAUGGCCCACCACUGACGCACGCACCCCCGCCUUUCCCGCCACUGAUGACUAUGCCUACUUCAGUGGCGCCCCCUCAACCCCAGCAGCCAGCACAGCAGCCCUUAGCGGCAGCACCAGCAUUGACGUUUGCAAGUAUUGUGACCUCUUUCAGGACAUCUUCGGAAAGUGUCCAGGCGUGGACAUUCUACUCCUUGGGACUGUCUCAACACUCUGGCCAGAAGGAGAUUGUCAUCACGCUGCGUCAACGACCUGGCCAGUACACCCUCGAGAGCGUUCAGCCCAUCAUGUACCAACUCUUUCACCAGAUUAAUUCUCAUAUCCAGUCCUCAGGAGGUCGACCUCUCGGUGCUGGACAGGUCUUCCCGUGUCGGUUGAAUACUCCAGAUGUUGGGGUGUUGGAGAGGGCGGUGUUGUUGAUUCAUGCCCCUGCAGAGUGUAAGGGCCAGCUGGAGAACAAGGAUGUGCUUUAUGGACUCAUUGCAACCAUGGAGGAGAUGGCUGUGUUCUCGAAGUACGGCGCGGCGAGAUGUUUGACGAAUAUGGGCAACGACUUGGAGACGUGGCCGGUGCCUCUGUGGUCAGACUGGUCAAGACAACCGCUGGUCAGUUUACAGAACUUUGAGGGCUCGUUGACGGAGCGGGUGAGCGUCUUGGCGACCAAGAACAUUGUCGCGACCCUGGAUACGAUUUCGCAUCGGUUGAUGUUGGUCAUCUCUGCCAGUGCUCUUGAACUCAUCCAACAGGACUUGAGGAGGUUCCCUCCGGCCAACGGGCCCGUUGGUGGAAGUGGGUUCUCGUCAGACUUGACAAGAGUCACUUUCUUGUUGGAUAUUGAUGCGGGCGCACAAGCGUACUUGACGUGGAGGAGUGGACAGGAAGGACCCGCCAUUUUCAAUGCACGCCCGAACCCAACGAGUUUCCAUGGAUGUUGGAUUACAAUGAGCGGGAUUGGGGCACAUGAGGUUGCGAACAUUCAGGAGGGAGUUACGCCGAGGGAGGAUGGAAUUGAGUUGAAGAUGCGGGCAGCGACUUGGGAGCGGUUUUAUCAGGCGUUGAUCUCCAGGACCCCGGCUGUUGUCCCAGUCGGUGCUGAGACUGUCCAAUUAAGCUAUGCUUAG
This is a messenger RNA of Linnemannia hyalina, 1605 nucleotides long. NCBI's taxonomy places the organism in Eukaryota, Fungi, Mortierellomycota, Mortierellomycetes, Mortierellales, Mortierellaceae. The record is from the annotation of a GenBank genome assembly.